Molecule: messenger RNA, 1377 nt
Organism: Salvia hispanica
Lineage: Eukaryota; Viridiplantae; Streptophyta; Magnoliopsida; Lamiales; Lamiaceae
Product: putative galacturonosyltransferase-like 1
Cellular component (GO): Golgi apparatus
Molecular function (GO): glycosyltransferase activity
Source: RefSeq, a predicted model, not a curated record
AUUUCAAACUCAUCCCAUUCCCCCCUAUCAAAUAAAGCCCCACUCCCUCUCUCAUUUCCUAAAAUCUACAAUCCACAUGAAGAAGAGCACACAACCACCACUCCUCUCUCUUUCUCUCACUCUAAUUAUGUUCUCUCUAUUUGCCACUCCCUCUUCCCAACAAAAUGUGACAACCUCAAUCUCACAACAAUUUAGAGAAGCCCCCCAAUUCUACAAUGCCCCAUCCUGCCCUCCAAUCGAGGACGUCGACAGCGGCAGCGUCAACAGCAAGCAGUUUAUUUGCUCUAGUGACGCUGUCCACGUGGCCAUGACCCUGGACGCGGCCUACAUCCGCGGGUCGAUGGCCGCGAUCCUGUCGAUCCUCCAGCACACCUCGUGCCCGCAAAACGUGGUCUUCCACUUGGUCGCGUCUGCCUCGGCCGACGCGCCCCUCCUCGGCUCCACCAUCGCGGCCUCCUUCCCGUACCUCGCCUUCGAGAUCUACCCCUUCCGCGACGCCGCGGUGGCGGGCCUGAUCUCGACCUCCAUCCGGUCCGCCCUCGACUGCCCUCUCAACUACGCCCGCAGCUACCUCGCCGACCUCCUCCCGGCCUGCGUCCGCCGCGUCGUCUACCUCGACUCCGACCUCGUCCUCGUCGACGACAUCGCCAAGCUCGCCGGAAUCCCGCUCGCCGCCGGCAGGGUCCUGGCGGCGCCGGAGUACUGCAACGCCAACUUCACCGCCUACUUCACGCCGACGUUCUGGUCCAGCCCCUCCCUCGCCGGCACCUUCGCCGCCCGGAAUGCCUGCUACUUCAACACCGGCGUCAUGGUAAUCGAUCUCCGGCGGUGGCGUGGCGGCGGGUACACGGCGAGGAUCGAGGAAUGGAUGGAGCUGCAGAAGAGGAUGAGGAUCUACGAGCUGGGAUCGCUGCCGCCGUUUCUGCUGGUGUUCGCCGGAGAGAUUGAGCCGGUGGAUCACCGGUGGAACCAACACGGGCUCGGAGGGGAUAACUUCCGCGGGCUGUGCCGGGACCUGCAUCCGGGCCCGGUCAGCCUGCUGCAUUGGAGCGGGAAGGGCAAGCCGUGGGCCCGGCUCGACGCCAGCAGGCCCUGCCCGCUCGACGCGCUCUGGGCGCCCUACGAUCUGCUCAAGCCUCCCUAUUCAUUCGAUUCUUGAUUGAUGAGGGAAUUUUUCGUGUUUGUAAGUAAAUUCCUUGGUAAACUCUGUUUUUUUUCGUGUAUAGAGAGAUGUUACAUUCAUAAAUUUUUCAUUGUAUUAAAUGUUACUACAACACAAUAUACUGAAAAAUAAUGUUGUCCUGUUUGGGUAUAAUAAUUUGAUUGUAUGUGCCAUAAUUUUAGAUUGUUUGAAGAUGAAUGAAAGUUCUUUUUCCA